This is a messenger RNA of Corticium candelabrum, 1730 nucleotides long. Its product is annotated as WD repeat-containing protein 76-like. NCBI's taxonomy places the organism in Eukaryota, Metazoa, Porifera, Homoscleromorpha, Homosclerophorida, Plakinidae. The transcript has 15 exons. Gene Ontology annotation, biological process: regulation of DNA damage checkpoint. Gene Ontology annotation, molecular function: protein binding; DNA binding. The record is from RefSeq and is a predicted model, not a curated record. The coding region runs from base 24 to 1589 and encodes 521 amino acids. Gene Ontology annotation, cellular component: nucleus.
AUUUCGCGCCGAAAUCGAGACACAUGUCCAAGCGAAAGGUGCAAUCGAUUUAUCCAACGACGACGAAACGAUAUAAGGAUCAAACAGCAGAACGAGACGCAAAAGACGCUCAAAUCGACAUUUUGGAGGAUCAAACUGUGGGUAUAAGCAAGUUUACAGAUGAAAAGGACGACAAGAGUGCUGUCGUUUAUCCGGGUCUUUCCGAAUAUGAAGUGUUGAGGCUGAAGAAUAUCGAACAACAUGCGAUGCUGUUUGAAAGCCUUCAACUUGGCGAUGCAAGAAAUGCUUUAGCUACUGUCAGGAAUCAGAAGAAGCAAGUUACACUAAAGACAAAAGAAAAAUCAGCUGAGCUUCAGCCUUCGCGUGUAUCUCUACGCUUGAGGCUAAAAAAUUCAUCUGACAUUGUUGGUAAAGAAUUUGGCUCACUCGUACGAUGGGAACCAGCCAAUGAUCAACCAAUUAGGCAGCGAAUUCCGUCGGGUCCAGUUUUGUUGAGCACAGUUUACAAUGGAGAUGCUGACGCAAGCAAAGAAUUAGCACAAUCUCUACGAACUUAUCAAUCUAAGGUUGUACAUGAGGACGGACACGUCAUGGGAGACCUGAAACGAUAUGGGCAGUUUCUUCAGACGUUGAAGUUGAGUGAGAAACGGGUGGCCAAAGUUGUGCCCGAUCGGAUCAUGGCUCUCGCUGUUCAUCCUUCGCCUGCUUUGCCCAUCGUUGCUGUGGGUGACAAGUGGGGACGUCUUGGAAUAUGGCAAGUUUUUUCGCGUGAUGGUGAGGAUGGUGUUUAUUUGUUUGAGCCGCACAGUCAGCCGUUGUCGUGUCUGAAGUAUGCAACGAGUAAAUCACAUUUGUUGUUCUCUACGAGUUACGAUGGUACAGUUCGUUGUAUGGAUGUACAGAGAGAGAUAUUUGACGAGGUGUUUUCUUUACCCGCAUCUCAGGAAGUUAAAUUGAAUUCAUUAAGUUUUACAUCGACUUCUUUCGAUUCGUUUAUAAUUGCUUGCAGCGAUGGGAAAGUUCGGAUUGUAGAUGUCAGGGCUUCCAAAUGUCAUUGUGCUGAGGUUGCUUUGCAUAUGAGGAAUGUGAAGUGUGUUGAUGUGCAUCCGCUUGUUAGAGACUACUUUGUAUCGUGUAGUGCUGACAGCGUUGUCGCAGUAUGGGAUCUGCGUUGUCUGAGAUCGCAUCAUCCUGUAGUGAAGAUGAACCACCACAAACAAGUUGAUUCUGCCUACUUCUCACCUCUUACAGGAAACAAAAUUGUGUCAUCGUCAACAGACAACACAGUCAAGAUUUCCAGCUUUGAAGACGGGAAUCUUCAUCUCACGAAGUCAAUUCCGCAUGAUAACCAGACUGGCCGUUGGCUGACAAACUUCAAGCCUAUGUGGGAUCCUAAACGAGACGAUGUGUUCGUGAUUGGCAGUAUGAAGCGACCUCGUCAGGUCGAAGUUUGGGGAUCAAAUGGCAACAUACUAGCUAGUCUACAUCACGAACUGUUCAAUAGUGUGAGCUCACUCAACAGCUUCCAUCCAUCUGAGAAUUGGAUUGUUGGUGGUAACUCAAGUGGUCGUGUUUUUGUUUGGAUGUAAGACAUAGAGACAUAGCUCUUGUUUAUGUUGAGAGAAGUAACCAUUUGUGGACAGUAGACAGCUUAAACAGAUUGUUUAACUAAGAUUUUAUUGUUUGCUAUAUAUUUUGUUGCAAUAUAUGCUUCAACUGUUUAAUUAAGU